CCCAGCCCCGCGCUGCUCCCCGCUCCACUUCGCGGCAACUUCGGCGGCCGCGCGCCGCCAGCCCUCGCCCGCCUUUGAAGUUUGCAGCGCCGACCGCAAAGUUGGGACACUUGGGACACGGUUUCAUUUUUUUUCUCUUUUAUCUGCCUGCGCCCCUGCCCCCCAGGACCGCGGUUCCCGAGCCCGGGUGCUCAGCAUCUCGGCCCGCGCCCCGGAUUUGGACUGUGUCGCACCCCACCUCCAGGGGAGGGAGUCUUUCCUCUUCCCCCGCGGCAAAACAAACGUUUUUAAAGGAUGGUGCCGCUCCACUGGUGUCUGCUGUGGCUGCUCUUACCACUCAGCUCAAGGACCCAGAAGUUACCCACUCGAGACGAGGAGCUUUUUCAGAUGCAGAUCCGGGACAAGGCAUUUUUCCAUGAUUCCUCAGUGAUUCCAGAUGGAGCUGAAAUUAGCAGUUAUCUCUUUAGAGACACACCUAAGAGGUAUUUCUUUGUUGUUGAAGAAGACAAUACUCCACUGUCAGUCACAGUGACUCCCUGCGAUGCACCUUUGGAGUGGAAGCUGACCCUCCAGGAGCUGCCAGAGGAGGCAAGCGGGGAAGGCUCUGGAGACCCAGAGCCUCUGGAGCAGCAGAAGCAGCAGAUCAUAAAUGAGGAGGGCACAGAGCUGUUCUCCUACAAAGGCAAUGACGUGGAGUAUUUCCUGUCUUCCAGCUCGCCGUCUGGUUUGUAUCAGCUGGAGCUGCUCUCAACAGAGAAAGACACUCACUUCAAAGUCUAUGCCACCACCACCCCGGAGUCAGAUCAGCCCUACCCUGAGCUGCCUUAUGACCCAAGAGUAGAUGUCACCUCCCUGGGACGCACGACCAUCACUCUGGCCUGGAAGCCGAGCCCCACGGCGUCUCUGCUGCGACAGCCCAUCCAGUACUGUGUGGUCAUCAACAAGGAGCACAAUUUCAAAAGCCUCUGUGCCGUGGAAGCGAAACUGAGCGCAGAUGACGCUUUCAUGCUGGCACCCAAACCCGGUCUGGACUUCAGCCCCUUCGACUUCGCCCACUUUGGAUUUCCUGUGGACAAUUCAGGGAAGGACCGCAGCUUCCUUGCCAAGCCAGCUCCCAAGCUGGGGCGGCACGUGUACACACGGCCCAAGGUGGACAUUCAGAAAAUCUGCAUUGGAAACAAGAACAUCUUCACCGUGUCGGAUCUGAAACCCGACACGCAGUACUACUUUGACGUCUUCGUGGUCAACAGCAACAGCAACACAAGCACCGCUUACGUGGGCACCUUUGCCAGGACCAAGGAGGAGGCGAAGCAGAAGACGCUGGAGCUUAAAGACGGGAAGGUGACAGAUGUGUUUGUUAAAAGGAAGGGAGCGAAAUUUCUCCGGUUUGCUCCGGUCUCUUCUCAUCAGAAAGUCACCUUCUUCGUUCACUCUUGUCUGGACGCUGUCCAGAUCCAAGUGAGAAGAGACGGGCAGCUCCUCCUGGCUCAGAACGUGGAGGGCAUUCGGCAGUUUCAGCUCAGAGGAAAGCCCAAAGCAAAAUAUCUCAUCCGGCUAAAGGGGAACAAAAAGGGAGCUUCCAUGUUGAAAAUCCUGGCCACCACGAGGCCCACCAAGCAGUCAUUCCCCUCGCUGCCUGAGGACACCAGAAUCAAGGCCUUCGACAAGCUCCGGACCUGCUCGUCGGCCACUGUGGCUUGGCUGGGCACACAGGAAAGGAACAAGUUCUGCAUCUACAAAAAGGAAGUGGACGAGAACUACAACGAAGAUCAGAAGAGGAGAGAACAAAACCAGUGCCUCGGGCCCGAUACCAGGAAGAAAUCGGAGAAGGUGCUCUGUAAAUAUUUCCACAGUCAAAACCUGCAAAAGGCAGUGACCACAGAAACCAUCAAAGGUCUCCAGCCUGGGAAAUCAUACCUGCUGGAUGUUUAUGUCAUAGGACACGGGGGCCACUCCGUGAAGUAUCAGAGUAAAGUCGUGAAAACCCGCAAGUUCUGUUAGUUACCUUGUCUAGAAAUGUAUUACCUAGAACUCCGGACAGACCUUAAAUCACUUUACCUGUAAACUGACUACUCCCACAGCUGCGCGAAGUUGUGAGCUGGACUUGUACGGUGGAAGGAAGGAUAUCAGCUUGUGUAUACGUCAUUGUUGGAGGAGACCUGUCCUUGUGUGCCCCGGUGAUGCCCAGCAUGGGUCUGAGGACAUCUUGAAGGAACUGCCAUCCCUUGCUUUGACCACUGCAUGAACUGCUUCUAAAUUAUUUUAUUACCUAACAAUUUAAAAAUAUGCCAUUCAUUGCACACAUCCACAAAUCCUCUCUAUAGAUGCUAGGAUAUAUAUAAAUUAUUUUAUAAAGUCUUGUCUUAAAUGUCCGUGUUUCUAUGAUUGUAAACUAUUAAAUUCUUUUCCUGUUAAAAAAACAGAUCUAAUCUUAAGUAUAUGAAGUGGACAGCCCUCUAGUCAGUUAUAUUGCUAUUGUAAAUUCUUAUCUGUUGAGUAAAAUGUUUAAAUACUGUAUGUAUCUCAUGUACAAAGUUGCCAUACAUUAUAUUCGUGUACAUAAAAUUAAAGAUAUUAGAUUAUAUACUGUU
This is a messenger RNA of Talpa occidentalis (Iberian mole), 2591 nucleotides long. It is a transcript of the gene NDNF, whose product is annotated as neuron derived neurotrophic factor. Gene Ontology annotation, molecular function: protein binding. The record is from RefSeq and is a predicted model, not a curated record. NCBI's taxonomy places the organism in Eukaryota, Metazoa, Chordata, Mammalia, Eulipotyphla, Talpidae. Gene Ontology annotation, biological process: extracellular matrix organization. The transcript is spliced from 4 exons. The coding region runs from base 295 to 2001 and encodes 568 amino acids.